AUGAAUAUUUUCCUUGUGUUGCUGAACUCUCUGACUGACAGUGAGGGACACAGCCUCAUGGUGGGCUCACUAGGCUUCACUGUCAGCAAAGCUAAGAUCCCCGGGCUGGAGGAGCACCUGAGGCAAUUCCACCCCUCACAGUUUCCUGACAGUCAGUUUGUCCGAGAUUUCUGGGAAGACGUGUUUGACUGCGCUCUGAAUGACACUGCAGAAACACAAAAAAGGCCAUGCAACGGCUUUGAGAGCUUGCAGACUGUUGAAUCAAAGUUCACUGAUGGGUCUGAUCUGAGAUUCACAAAUAAUGUGUACAAGUCAGUUUACACAGUGGCUCAUGCUCUUGACAACCUGAUUAAAUGUGAGGAAGGUAAAGGGCCUUUUUCAAAUGGUAGCUGUGCUGAUACCAAACACAUUCAACCAUGGCAGGUUUUGCAAUAUCUCAACACUGUGCAUUUCACUACUGGGGAAGGAGAAAGAGUUUAUUUUGACAGUAAUGGAGAUUCACCGACAAGAUAUGAACUUGUAAACUUACAAAUAACAAACAAAGGAACCAUGGAAGGAGUAACAGUUGGCAUUUCUGAUGCGUCUCUUCCAGAGAGUCAUCAGUUUAUCUUGAAUAACAUCCCAGUUGUCUGGGGAAAUGCGCUGACUAAGUCGAGUCGGCUACACUGGCGCCUGAAGAGGGACCUCAACACUGGGAUGACGGAGCAGCAGACACAGCCGGUGGCGGCGUUGGCCCAGAUGCUGGGGGAGAUCGCGGCCAUGCACCAGCAACAGGCAGAGGUGAACCGGCGGCAGAUGGAGGCACUCCACAGCUAG
This is a messenger RNA of Anoplopoma fimbria (sablefish), 816 nucleotides long. Its product is annotated as extracellular calcium-sensing receptor-like. Gene Ontology annotation, cellular component: membrane. The transcript has 3 exons. Bases 1 to 816 code for a protein of 271 amino acids. Gene Ontology annotation, molecular function: G protein-coupled receptor activity. The record is from RefSeq and is a predicted model, not a curated record. Lineage: Eukaryota; Metazoa; Chordata; Actinopteri; Perciformes; Anoplopomatidae. Gene Ontology annotation, biological process: G protein-coupled receptor signaling pathway.